AUGAAGAACGCAACUAUCAUGUUCAAGCUUUAUCACUUUGUCCUCUUGAUGGGGAUGAUGGUGGUAUUUUCCGUGUUUCAAGUUCGUAUCAAUCAAUACAAUGGCGCCAGUAGUUCCAUGCGAAACGCAUUUGUGGGCCCUCAAACUCCAUCCGACACGAAUCUGCGAGCGACGACAAUGGCAAACGCUAGUGGCGACUGCAGACCUGUGGUGGUUCACACUGAAUGUAUUUGCACAGGUGCAGUCGAGCGCGUUGCGGAUGUUAUUCAGGAUCAAGAAGCAAUAAACGAAGAACCUGAAAGGAUCUCAGAUCAGCCUUCUGAUCCACCACCACAGCAAACACCGCAGGAAGCGGUGGAAGCCCCAGCAUUCCAAGACAUUACUCAAGAUGUGGAACGAUCUCACGAUCAGCUCUCUUGUGGCUGUCUUGUGGUGCCUGGGCAUGUCAAUCCCACCCAUACGACUCCUUGGGGGAAAAAUCAAUCCCAGUAUCAAUCUACCGCCGUUCCAAAUCCACAUUGUCCCUGCCAAUGGCUCAAGAACACGCCUGUGCCUUUGCCCAGCCACGUCGACAAGAUAUUGACCAUUAUGACUCCAUACUACAAUGAUGUGGGACUGUUGCUGCACUUCUUGGAAGCUUUCAGCAAGUUUUCCCCAGACCUCACACGACAAGUUCAAUUCGUCAUUAUCGACGACGGUUCACAAUCGACAAAGAGUCUCAAGAGACUAUUGAACCGCAAUCGACAAGCGAUCCUAGAUUUGUUUCCGCAUGAAAAAUCCAAUACAGGUUUUAUUCAGGCCUAUGAAAUUGACCAAGACUUGCCCUGGCAUGUCGCAGGUGCCAAAAACUUGGGAAUCUACUAUUCACCCACCGAUUGGGUCUGGAGUUUGGAUUCGGAUUAUGUGCCGACGCCUGACAUGUUCCAAGCCGUUCUGGACUACAUUCGGAUGGCUCCUCCGCAAACUCAAGUUCAUACCAGGUUUCCGCUCUAUGAAAUACCAAUCAAUGCAACAGUUCAGCAUCCAGCCCUCAUGAUAGUGUCUCGAAGUGCCUACUUUAUGGCGGCUGGAUUUGACGAAGACUUGGUCGUUGACUACGGAUACGAUGAUAUCUUGUUCAAUGACAAGUUGGACAAGUGGAUGAGUCCCAAUCACUUACAAGUCAUUCACGUGAUGACCGAAGAAAGAAUAGAAGGAACACCACAAGCCAAUGCUUUUGAAUUGGGCCAAGCAUUUCCGGGAUACUUCCACGCCCUUAGUGUCGACACCUGUCCGGAAUGGGGAGACUGCUUUCAAGGGAGCGAACAGGUUGAAAUCAGUUACCGGCAUCCACGCAAUUCGACAAGGUCCUCCGAGAUCUUUAUGGACAAGCACAAAGAUCGAAUGCCCUUCUCGACAGAAAUGCUGCGGUUCUCUUGGUCCCAAGUGGAAUGGUAG
Seminavis robusta is the source of this 1437-nucleotide messenger RNA. NCBI's taxonomy places the organism in Eukaryota, Bacillariophyta, Bacillariophyceae, Naviculales, Naviculaceae. The record is from the annotation of a GenBank genome assembly.